GGAAAAUAAAAAGAAGAGUUUUUAUUAUUUCUAAUUUGGACAUCUCGUUCAGGAAAACAAAUGCGUCACUUCCGGGAUACUCGGUCGGUGAAGAUGAGAAUGACAGCGGCUUUGCUUUCAUCGAGGGACAUUGCAAGUGGUCGUUAAAGCAGAAGCAGACAGAACACUGGGAGAGGUCAGAUCAAAGAAAAGUUUCCUUAAGGGGAGACCCUUCAGAUCAGAAAGACGGCGUAAUGGAGCCAGCAAUGUGCACGUACGGUCGCACUUUUGUGGAGGUGAUGAGUGAAAAGUACAGUCCAGAGAACUUCCCGUACCGGAGAGGACCUGGCAUGGGGGUAGUGGUGGUGCCAACUGCAUGUCCCCAAGGUUCCCCUAUGAAAGACCGGCUGAACCUGCCCAGUGUGCUGGUGUUGACUGGUUGUGGAAUUAGCAAGGCAGGAGAACAGAGUGAAAUCGCUGCCUUCUGUUCCCAUGUCAUGGAGCUGGACCUGUCCCAUAACAAGCUGCAGGACUGGCAUGAGAUCAGUAAAAUUGUGUCAAACAUCCCCAAUCUGGAUUUCCUAAAUCUAAGCUCCAACCCGCUAGCAGGGAUGACCCUUGAGCCACAGUGUGCUGAAGCCUUUUCUCACGUCCGACGCCUCGUCCUUAACAACACCCAAGUGUCCUGGGACACCGUAAUGCUGCUCACCCGUGGGAUACCUGAGCUAGAAGAAUUGUUCCUGUGCCUUAAUGAGUACAGUGGUGUAAGUGCCUCCAGUGAUGCUUGCCCCAGUGUCCGCCUGCUUCAUAUCACAGACAACAGCCUACACGACUGGGUCGAAGUCCGCAAAUUUGGAUCCAUGUUCCCGGGACUUGACACUCUAGUCAUGGCCAAUAACAAUUUAGCUUCUAUACAAGACAGCAAGGAUAUCCUACAACGGCUCUUCCCAAACCUUCGCAGCAUCAACCUCCACAACUCGGGUCUUAAUCGAUGGGAAGACAUUGAGAAGCUGAACUUUUUCCCUAAGCUGGAGGAGGUACGACUACAAGGCAUCCCAUUACUGCAGAACUACAGCAAUGUGGAGCGUCGCAGCCUGAUGAUAGCGCAGCUUCCCUCUGUAUCGCUGUUGAAUGGCAGCGUUAUAACUGAAAGUGAAAGAGAAGAUUCAGAGCGAUUUUUCAUCCGUUACUACUUGCAUUGCCCUGAAGAGGAGCUGCCUCACAGAUAUCAUUGUUUGGUAAACAAGUAUGGAAAGUUGGAGCCAUUGGCCGAAAUCGAUCUACGGCCACGCUGCCAUGCUGAAGUGGAGGUUCAUUGCGAAGAAAAAGUGGAACAGCUAUGCAUACGUUUGGACAAGACUGUGGCUGAGCUGAAGAAGCAGCUGACGUCAGUGGUACAGCUGUCAACUAACAGGAUGAGAUUGUAUUACAUCGACAAGAACAGUGCUUUUGGUCCUGAAGAGCUAAAAUACAACACGCGAGCGCUUCACUCAUACAAUAUCCAAGAUGGUGAUGAGAUACUUGUUGUUCCCAAGACCAAGUGAACUGUUGCUUUACUCAUUGCUAUUUUCUGUAACAAACAAGUACCAACUGAUUGGUUAACUGACUGGAAAACACUGCAAAAUGUAUAUCUUAUAGCUCCAGAGCCUCUUGUUAAAAUGAAGAGUGAUACAAGAGAAAGAUGAGCUGCAUUGUAAUGACUGCACUGUGGAGUGCAGUGAGGCUCUGACUACAAAUGGAUUGAGUUAGGUCUUCAUUUAUUUAAGCUUUAUUUAAGGACAUCCUCUGAAGUGCAGGAUGUGGAGGACGGAUGGAAUUUGACAACUGGCUGGAAGCUGGCAGCUUCAGAUAGGAUGUCAUUGCUGCACCACCACUGCACCUUUAUCUCUGCAUGAAUGCACCGUGGCUGCACAGGCAGGUAAAUAACCACACUUGCUUGGCCAAUUGUGACGAAAGCUACCUUGAACCACCGAGACGUGGCGCUGCUGAGUGGACUAAAUGAUGUUGUGUUAUCACUUUACUUUUAAGUGUUGAGAACAACUUUUCUUUUAAGAAAGGUUUGACAUCUUCAGGUAUAAUAUUGCUCUUUAAUGUUUUCCUUUCAUGCCAACUCUGCAAACCCUGUUUAAAUCUUACUAAAAGAACAAUACAUAAGCCUAAGUGUCAUGUUCGAGACAUAAUCAUUAAGAAAAAUUAGAGUUGUUUAGAGAUAUGAAAUACACUGUAUUCUGACUAUUUAUGAACUAUGAAUUGUCCACAAUGUUGCUAAAAGUAAAUGUAUUCAUCUUCUUACUCAGUGAAAAAUCAAUGAAUAUGCAAAUAUUUUAAAACAUGUUCAAGCAUUUAUCAACCAUACACCAAAUAUUUAAAUGUAUAAUGUUAGUGCACUGAACAUAUAGUUGUCAAUUAAAUUAGUAAAAAUAUAGUAUGUAUUUACGUUCUGGACUUUGACUUCUGUUGUGCUACUGUUUUUUGUUUUUUUAAUCUUUCAUUACGACACAUUUUCAACCUUUUUGCAUCAAAAAAGUAUGUGAAAACAUCUUAUUUGGUACACACUCUGGGUAUGUUGAAGGAUUACUAACUAAAAUGGAAAUGGAAUCAACAGGUUAUUGAUGUUGGACACCAAUGUUACAUGGACACCAAUUAAUGACAAAACAACUCAACAAACCCAUGCUGUGUAACUCUAAAAUUAAUCACUGGGCUGAUGUCCAAACGUUUUCCACCAAGGACUGACCGCAGUCAGAAUAAGCAAAGCAUUGCGAGGGCAUUUUGAUUGUUUUAAUUUUUUCAAAAAAGGUAAAACCAAUACAAAGUACUUGAAAGUUAAUACAGUGGAGCCUGUUUAGGUUGAAAACCCAUCGAAGUAGACUAGGGAUGCAACUAACGAUUAUUUUACUUGUCGACUAGUCAGCGAUUAUUUUUUUCAAUUAGACGAGGAGUCAAACAAUUAUUGCUAAAGAUCUGCUGUAAUUGUUUGAGUUUGACGUUAAGUCCGCAACUUGAUUAUAAUUCAUUUUGUACGUGUAAAUAUAGUACAUUAAUAUGUAAGAAAUGUUCUCGAUAUGACUGGUUUUAACCACACUGGAAAAUAAAUCAAACAUGAAUCCUGUAAAUGACAUUCAGUGCAAAAAAUAUUUUUAUCCGGUAAUUUUCGGGUUUUAUAGACUCAAUUAUUUACUUCAGUGAAAAAAUGUGUAAACAUGAACAUUCCAAAUCUUUGUCGAUGAUUUGAGUGACUUAUAGUUGCAGCCCGAAAGUCGACCAAAUUAUGAAGUCUUGGUCCACCAUGUUCUUAUUAUUAGGGGUGUCCCAAUUUGAUAUUGAUAUUGAAUAUCUGUUUGAAAGCAGCAAAACAAAAAUAUCGAAUUAUAUUGUCUUGCACCAAAAAUCUUCAAUAUAAGUGCUCUGUUACAAGCAGUCCUCCAGCACGUCUACUUGUGCAAAGCUCAAAAACCAGUUAACUAAACGUCCUCCAAUAAACUUCAGAAUAAAAGCAUGUACCGUACCCCCCGCGACCCCGAAAGGGACAAUUGGUAGAAAAUGGAUGGAUGGAUGGAUGGAACAUGGAUUCUAUCAAAACAAUUAAGAAAAUGCCAUUUUAUAACAAGUAAGAUUUGCGUGUGUACAAAAGCAUGGUCAAAGCUAUUUUCGGUUAUGUCGAUGUGAGUCACCAAUCUAAGUAAUCCACGCAUCCAUCCAUUUGUAAUAAAAUAUCUCAAAGGUAAUUAUCACAUUUUUAGAAUAUAAAAAAAAACAGCUGUGGGAUGAAAAUUGACCCGGUCCAGACUUUGGACACCCUUAGUUUAAUGUAUUUUUUCUAUUAAGCAUCUAACAAGUGAAGGAGUUUCUGUUAAUGUGCAGUAGAAUGGCUAUACAGUGGAACCCACUUUUGGUCCUGUUUAUUUUGACAGCCAGUUUUAUGUCAACCAACUCAUUAAGUCCUGGUCGACCAUGUGCCUGCUUAAGUCGACACUACACCAUGGUCGACAGCUUUUCUCAACAUAAGAUUCAAGACCCAAAGAGGUCAUUUCUGUGAAAAUUGGUCCUUUUAUGUUGACAUGUGUCGUAGUAUUGUCAACAGCAACAUAACUACUGUCUAGUUACACAACAUGAAACGCGCGAACCGUGACUUCCGGUUCAAUACAAAGUAAGCGUCAAAAUAAAAGCAUCUAAGUAUUACCCUGGAGUCUACCACAACAACUUACAAAAUGCAUCCUUUUGUUUUAGUUUUUUGUACCAGAAGAAAAGUUUGCAAAGAUGUACAAAAGCCUUAUUGUCAUCUUACUCAAAACAUGCAACGAAAUUACCCCACAGGAGUAAAUAUUACAUGAUAAUACAGUAGGACCUCAAUUUACGUGCUUAAUCUGUGACAGAGCUCUUGAAACAAAACACUUGUAUCUCAAAUAAAAUCUGAAAUGAAUUUAGUUGGUGCUUGGUCCCUCCGAAACAGCACAAGUUUAACAUGUAACAUGCCUUUUAAAAAUAAAAACAAACUUUGAGAUAAGAAACAUUGGAUGAAAACAAUACGAUAGGAUUUGCUUUUAAGAACUACUGUACUGUAGUUUUUGAAGUAAUGUAAUAUAGAGCCUUGGAGAGUGGACUUUUAUGGUAAUUCCUUCCAGCUGUUUUUCCAUCAAACAAACCAUCAUCAGGUUAUACAUAUUUUCGUGGUUAAAUGUAUGCUCUUUAAAUAUUAUUUCAACAUCCUUGACUGGAAUUAGACUCAUUCUGCUUCAGUAUGGCGCAAACUAGCAGUGAUAUGCUCUAAUUACUUCACCAACUUGGCGACACGCUUGGUUAUGUGUUAGAUGUUAUAUUUUCUUAAUUCAAUGAAUAUAACCUGCUUCUUUUUCUCUGCACUGUCCUUCACACUCACUUGUGUCUUUACUAUGGUUGAAAAAACAAAGUUAUGUCCAUCUCUAACUACGAACUAAUGCCAGCGAGUAAGACCGGUUGUUUUGGGCAGGUAUUAAAGGUUUCACUGUGUCAUUUCUGAUGACAACUUAUGGCAGGGAUGCUUGUAAGUCACAUUUUUUGCUUGCAACUUGAAAAAUAACAAUGAGCUGAGUGACCGCUCUUGUCUCAAAACACUCCUAAGUAUGGGCACUCUUAUGUUGAGGUACCACUGUAGAAGAGCAAUGUUAAUAAACUGCCGUUGGUUCAAACAUAUUUUUGUGUCUCUGGCGAAAGUAACAAGUAAAUAUGCAAUCAGUGGCUUGUUUCAGUUUCAGGUACAUCGACCGCUUAUGUUAAAACAGUCCAACAAGACCUAAACGGGUUCCACGCGCUGCAUCAAUACAUGCUGCAUUGAAGCCCUUUAAUUCAUUUCUGGUUAUUUGCCAGAAACGUGUUUGUUAUGGCUAUAUAGCCUUUGAUUUGUUACAUAUACAGGGUGAGUCAGUGUCUAUGUGACCCAUAUCAAAAUUUACCCCUGUAUUUCCUGCUAUAAUAGAUUUAAUCUAGCCUUUGACACCACUGAGAUACUUGAAUAGUAUACCAGAAGAUGUGAAGACAAAUAUGACGAUAUAACACUACUUGCUGUAUUUGCAUAUUGUAUUUAAUUUUAACAUUGGUUUACAAGGAAAGUUUUCACUGUCUCUGCUGAGCAAUACGGACAAUAUAACAAUUAUUGGGUUUUUUUCUCCAAA
This is a messenger RNA of Entelurus aequoreus (snake pipefish), 5627 nucleotides long. Its product is annotated as tubulin-specific chaperone cofactor E-like protein. The record is from RefSeq and is a predicted model, not a curated record. Lineage: Eukaryota; Metazoa; Chordata; Actinopteri; Syngnathiformes; Syngnathidae. Gene Ontology annotation, molecular function: alpha-tubulin binding. Gene Ontology annotation, biological process: protein folding. The transcript has 10 exons. Bases 234 to 1523 code for a protein of 429 amino acids.